Stylophora pistillata is the source of this 508-nucleotide messenger RNA. RefSeq lists its product as uncharacterized. The record is from RefSeq and is a predicted model, not a curated record. NCBI's taxonomy places the organism in Eukaryota, Metazoa, Cnidaria, Anthozoa, Scleractinia, Pocilloporidae.
AUGGUGCUAUUCAGCAUUCAGAAUUCGAGAACACCCACCGACAGAGUUGUAACCACAAAGCCAGGAAUAGGAAAGGUUCGCUAUUUUCUUUUCAUCCUCAAGAGCACUGCUGAGUCCGCUACCCAUGAUUCAUGUAGUGCAUUCAAUACCACGCAGCUACAGUCUGAAAGAGCUUCCUUUCAAGAUGUCGUGCGUAAAACAAUUGGUCGAAGAUUUGGCAUCGUAGGAGCUGAUGUCCAAGAUCUUCAGGUUCAAAACAUCAUGCGCACCCUCAGUAACAGUGUAGCAGGGCUUCUCUCGUAUCUUGGAGUGCGACUCAUCGCUGAAAACAGUAACACUGUUAAUGUAGAGCUGGAGGCUCCAGCUAUAAUCAAGUAUACAUACACCUAACCUUUCAGCACCCAAUAUCUCAGCUGUAAUUCACCCUGGAAGCUGCUAUAGAUUUUCCUUUAAGGGUUCCAGGUGAUAUUAACAUAUUCCAACCGGCACGUUAUAUGUGAUCAGUUCU